UACUGGAUAAUUGUUUGGCCUCUGCUUCAGUAUUAUUUUUUUUUUUUCAUGAAGAGAACUUUGUCUUGCAAAAAAAUGCAUCCUGAUUAUAACCGAUGUGCGACGUGCGUGUGCGAGAUUAUCUUUUUUGGUCUGCGGAUCAAGCUCGGUCGGCGGAUUAUCUUGGUUUUCUCGUGGCUCCCGAUGAUUGAAUUGUUACAUAUGUAAAGUUUCAGCCUUGUCUGAGCAUAAAUGCUGAAAAUCUUUAUUCUGAGGGAGCUUCGAUCUUGGCGAAUUUAUUGUUCAUCUCGAUUGCAUUUUCCUCGUGGCGGGAAUAACCCUGAAGAAUUUUGUAAUAUAUGAGACGCCAUGGGUCGAAGGCCCGCGAGAUGCUACAGGCAAAUCAAGAACAAGCCGUAUCCAAAGUCGAGGUACUGCAGAGGUGUCCCUGAUCCCAAGAUCAGGAUCUACGAUGUGGGCAUGAAGAAGAAGGGGGUCGAUGAGUUCCCGUUCUGCGUCCACCUCGUCUCCUGGGAGAAGGAGAACGUGUCCAGCGAGGCCCUCGAGGCCGCGCGCAUCGCCUGCAACAAGUACAUGGCCAAGUUUGCAGGAAAGGACGCCUUCCACCUCAGGGUGCGCGUCCACCCCUUCCAUGUCCUCCGCAUCAACAAGAUGCUUUCGUGUGCCGGGGCCGAUAGGCUCCAGACAGGGAUGAGAGGCGCCUUUGGCAAGCCUCAGGGGACCUGCGCCAGGGUCAGCAUCGGCCAAGUCCUCCUCUCCGUCCGAUGCAAGGACACGAACGGGAACAACGCCCAGGAGGCUCUUAGGAGGGCCAAGUUCAAGUUCCCGGGGAGGCAGAAGAUUAUCGUGAGCCGCAAGUGGGGAUUCACCAAGUUCAGCCGAGCGGACUAUCUUAGGUGGAAGCAGGAGAGCCGGAUCGUCCCCGACGGAGUUAACGCGAAGCUGCUGGGGUGCCACGGCCCUCUAGCUAAUAGGCAGCCCGGGAGGGCUUUUCUCGCAGCAGUGAAUUGAAAAAUCUGCCGCCUAACCUUUGAGGAAGCAAUUCUUCAAAGUGGUUCUUUGUUUUUGAGACUUUGAUUUUUGCUAUUAGGUAAUUGUUUCCGUCUGCUGGCCCGGGGAUUCUGCUUUGAGCUUUGCAGUGAGGCUUUCUUUUUGGUCGAAAA
Rhodamnia argentea is the source of this 1163-nucleotide messenger RNA. Its product is annotated as 60S ribosomal protein L10-like. The coding region runs from base 349 to 1011 and encodes 220 amino acids. The record is from RefSeq and is a predicted model, not a curated record. Gene Ontology annotation, molecular function: structural constituent of ribosome. NCBI's taxonomy places the organism in Eukaryota, Viridiplantae, Streptophyta, Magnoliopsida, Myrtales, Myrtaceae. Gene Ontology annotation, biological process: ribosomal large subunit assembly; translation. The transcript has 2 exons. Gene Ontology annotation, cellular component: cytosolic large ribosomal subunit; ribosome.